UUUCCUUACGUCAUCGGAAGCCACCGGAAGAGAGAACCCUGAGCCUCCGCCCCGCUCAGUCGAUCCCAACUGAAGAGAAGGCGAGUCCACGGCUAAAAAUAUAAUAGCUAACACAAGAUGACCGGUUUGCCUCGUAGGAUUGUAAAGGAGACACAGCGGUUGAUGGCAGAGCCCGUUCCAGGGAUCACCGCACUGCCAGAUGAAGCCAACGCACGCUACUUCCAUGUGAUCAUUGCAGGCCCUCAAGACUCCCCCUUUGAAGGAGGCAUAUUUAAACUUGAACUAUUUCUUCCAGAAGAGUAUCCCAUGGCAGCUCCCAAAGUGCGAUUCAUCACCAAAAUCUACCACCCCAAUGUUGACAAACUUGGAAGAAUAUGUUUAGACAUCUUGAAAGAUAAGUGGUCUCCAGCUCUGCAGAUCCGCACAGUGUUGCUAUCCAUCCAGGCGUUAUUAAGUGCUCCCAAUCCAGACGAUCCCCUCGCAAACGAUGUUGCAGACCUGUGGAAGCGAGACGAAAGCAACGCCAUCGAGAGAGCCCGAUCAUGGACCAGGCAAUACGCAGUAUAGAAGAACGGGGACGAGGCUUCUGAAUGUGAUCCACAAAAUGUACUCCUAUUCUGUCAACAUUCAAAUUUAACAGACACAAAAAAAAAAAAAGAUAA
Molecule: messenger RNA, 662 nt
Organism: Pungitius pungitius (ninespine stickleback)
Lineage: Eukaryota; Metazoa; Chordata; Actinopteri; Perciformes; Gasterosteidae
Gene: ube2nb
Product: ubiquitin-conjugating enzyme E2Nb
Exons: 4
Coding region: 118-567 (149 amino acids)
Source: RefSeq, a predicted model, not a curated record